AUGUCCGUUCCGCAAUCGCUCAGAUCGUUUCUCAGCUCCAAGGCCUUCCACCGCACGUGGGCAGGCACGUUCCAAUGCAAGCCCCUGGCCGUGUUCCAGCCUAGCAAGGUGGGCGAGAUCCAGGAGAUGAUCCGCCAGGCCCGCGCGGCCAAGAAAACCAUCAUGACCGUGGGCCUGGGCCACUCGCCGCUGGACUUGACCAUGACCAACGAGUGGCUCUGCAACUUGGACAAGUACAACAAGGUGCUCAAAAAAGAGGAGUUCUACGGCCCAGCGACCGACGGGCUGGGCAAGAAAGAGGUCAAGUUCGUGGACUUGACCGUCGAGGCCGGCAUCCGCGUGUUCCAGUUGAACGAGUACCUCAAGGCCAACAGCUUGGCGAUCCAGAACUUGGGCUCCAUCAGCGACCAGUCAAUCGCAGGCCUCAUUUCCACCGGCACCCACGGCUCGUCGCAGUACCACGGGUUGGUGUCGCAGCAGGUGGUGGCCAUCACGAUCGCCAACAGCAAGGGCGACUUGGUGGAGUGCUCGUCCGUGCAAAACCCGGAGCUCUUCCGCGCGGCCUUGCUCUCGUUGGGCAAGAUCGGCAUCAUCACGCAUGUGACGUUGCGGACCGUGCCGCGCUACACCAUCAAGUCCAAGCAGGAGAUCAUCAAGUUCCUGACGCUCUUGGAGAAGUGGGACACGCUCUGGCUCGAGUCCGAGUUCAUCCGCAUCUGGUGGUUCCCGUACUCCCAGAACUGUGUGUUGUGGCGGGCGUCCAAGUCGGACGACCCCUUGAGCGACCCGCGCAGCUCGUGGUACGGCUCGCCGCUGGGCCGGUUCUUCUACCAGGCCUUGCUCUGGCUCUCGGUCAAAGUCAUGCCGCGCUUGACUCCUUGGAUCGAGAAGUUUGUGUUUGGCCAGCAGUACGGAAACGUCGAGACCUUGGGCAGCGGCGACAUCGCCGUGCAGAACUCCGUCGAGGGCUUGAACAUGGACUGCUUGUUCUCGCAGUUCGUCAACGAGUGGUCCGCGCCGCUCCAGAACGGCCGCGAGGUGUUGACACAGUUGAACGACAAGAUCCAGGCCGCCGCGGCCAAGGGCGAUUUCUUCGUGCAUGCGCCCAUCGAGGUGCGGUGCCUGAACGUGACCAACUCGGACCAGCCGUUUACGGACGAGGCCGGCAACCCCUCGUUGUACCCGUCGCAAGACUGGCUAGCCAAGAGGGACCGCUUGAGCGCCGGCCCCGUGCCCGGCAACAACUUCCGCCCGUUGUUGGACAACUCGCCCAUGCAGACGUACCAGCCAGACCCCUCCAAAAUCAGCACCGAGCAGUUGACCAUGUUCGUCAAUGCCACCAUGUAUCGCCCGUUUGGCUAUGAUGUCGAGACCCACCAAUGGUACCAGAUCUUCGAGAACAUCAUGAGCGAGGCCAAGGGCAAGCCGCACUGGGCCAAGAAUUUCAUUGGCUUGCACGGCCCGCACGAGUCGGACGCAGACUUGCAGACGCAGAUUGCGUUUGGCGGCAAGCCGUUCUACUCGAUGAUGGGCUUUGACCCGGUCAUGAAGGACUGGUUUGGCGACAACUUGAUCAAGUACAACAACGCGCGGAAGGAGAUGGAUCCAGAGGGCGUGUUCAUGAGCGGCAAGCCGUGGGCCGUUAGAAACGGCAUUUUGAUAGAGUAG
Molecule: messenger RNA, 1668 nt
Organism: Metschnikowia bicuspidata var. bicuspidata NRRL YB-4993
Lineage: Eukaryota; Fungi; Ascomycota; Pichiomycetes; Serinales; Metschnikowiaceae
Gene: ALO1
Product: D-arabinono-1,4-lactone oxidase
Exons: 1
Coding region: 1-1668 (555 amino acids)
Cellular component (GO): membrane; mitochondrion
Molecular function (GO): D-arabinono-1,4-lactone oxidase activity; FAD binding
Source: RefSeq, a predicted model, not a curated record